AUGGAUGACGAAGCAGAGGAUUCUAGAAGAUUUCUUGAAUACCGGGGCCCAGAGUUGAUCGCUGCAUUUGAGGACUCUCUAAUAAUCUCAAAGCCAAUGGACCUCCUGGUUAGCCCGCCGCCACCAAUGACCACACCGGAAUCCUCGGUACAUGGAGAUGAUCCGAAAGUUAGGGACGAAGAAGAGGACAACGAAAAGAUACAAGUGGGGGAAAGCGAAUUGAUUAUGGAAAGGGUUUUGGGCAAAAGGCAGCAUGACCCGGGUCCGCUGGGCCAAACCGGGCCAGGCUCCGUUGAUUCGUACGAUUAUCUGUGCAAAUGGCUCGGCAGGGGGAUGAGUGCACAUGGGUGCACAAGAGCUCAUUCAGAGAAAGGUCCAGAGAACGGAUGA
This is a messenger RNA of Morchella importuna, 390 nucleotides long. RefSeq lists its product as uncharacterized. NCBI's taxonomy places the organism in Eukaryota, Fungi, Ascomycota, Pezizomycetes, Pezizales, Morchellaceae. The transcript has a single exon. Bases 1 to 390 code for a protein of 129 amino acids. The record is from RefSeq and is a predicted model, not a curated record.